CGCAGCCCCGGCCCCUACCUUCUCCUUCUCCUUCCGCUUCCCUCCCACCCCACACCGCAAGCCCAAACAAAACGCAACGCGAACCAGCCACACGAAUCCACCAGCGCACGCGCACCGUCACGCGAGGGGCCCUCCCUUCUCGCCCCGUCCGGACCCCCGCCCGUCGCCGUCUCUCCCGUCGCGCGCGCCACGCGAACGGCACCUAGGCGAAGCGGCGCACGAUGAGGCCGGGCGGGCCGCCGAACUCGCGUGCGCUGCAGCCGCCGGGCACGCCGGGGCGGUCGCGCCGGCGCCCGGACCUCACCCUGCCGCUGCCGCAGCGGGAUCUGACCUCCCUCGCCGUGCCUCUGCCCCUCCCGCCGCCGCCGUCCUCCGCGCCGUCGUCGGGGUCGCUGUCGGCGCCGGCGUCGCUCGGCGCGCCCACCCCGCCGACCUCGGCCGGCGCCGCGCCGCCGAACCCGCCGCCGCUGUGCGAGCUGGAGCGCGUGCGGCGCGUCGGGAGCGGCGCCGGCGGGACGGUGUGGAUGGUGCGCCACCGCCCCACGGGCCGCGCCUACGCGCUCAAGGUGCUCUACGGCAACCACGACGACGCGGUGCGGCGGCAGAUCACGCGCGAGAUCGCCAUCCUCCGCACCGCCGAGCACCCGGCCGUGGUGCGCUGCCACGGCAUGUACGAGCAGGCCGGGGAGCUCCAGAUCCUGCUGGAGUACAUGGACCAGGGGUCGCUCGAGAGCCACCGCAUCGCCGACGAGCGCUUCCUGGCGCACGUGGCGCGCCAGGUGCUGUCGGGCAUCGCCUACCUCCACCGCCGCCACAUCGUGCACCGCGACAUCAAGCCCUCCAACCUGCUCAUCGACUCCGGGCGCCGCGUCAAGAUCGCCGACUUCGGCGUGGGCCGCAUCCUGAACCAGACCAUGGACCCCUGCAACUCCUCCGUGGGCACCAUCGCCUACAUGAGCCCCGAGCGCAUCAACACCGACCUCAACGACGGCGCCUACGACGGCUACGCCGGCGACAUCUGGAGCUUCGGCCUCAGCAUCCUCGAGUUCUACCUGGGCCGCUUCCCGCUCGGCGAGAACCUGGGGAAGCAGGGCGACUGGGCCGCGCUCAUGUUCGCCAUCUGCUACUCCGACUCGCCGCAGGCGCCGUGCAACGCCUCGCCGGACUUCAAGAACUUCAUCAGCCUCUGCCUACAGAAGAACCCGGUGAACCGUCCGUCCGCGAUGCGGCUGCUGCAGCACCCGUUCGUGGCCCAGCCGCAGCCGCAGCCCCUGGCCGCCCCGCCGUCAUGAUGGCUCGCCGAAAUCCACAAUUCAUGACCGAUUUGAUUGAUUGAUUGCUUCCCGUCGUGGUACAACUGAAGGCGGCGGGCGGAUUGAUCUCUCACCUUGUCGCCUGACCUUUGGGGUGGAUGGAUGGUUGGUUGCAUGAUUGGUUGUGGAUGGCCAUGAGAUGCGGUACCUAGAGACGUUCCUCCUAAUCCUAGCUAGGCAUGCAAGUGGCUCAGGACAAGCCGCUAACCCGCAGGGCUGACCGCACCUCGCCGCAACGACCCGCAUCCGCAUACCCCGACGGCGUACUGGAGCUCGGAAAGGCGCGCACAUGGCGUUCCGCGGAUUAUGGCGCCGCCUUGUAUUUCCCUGUCCGAUCGUUGAAGCAGCAGCAGAGGGAUCGAGUUGAUGCAGAGCAGCAGAAGACGAGAGCCACGCCGCCGCCGCAGAAGUGUCAUCGUCGGCGCCGUUUGUCUCCAACUCCUUGCAGGAAAGGAAGAGGAAUGCGGAGGCAUAGGUCACGGUCGGUCGGUGCCAUGGCCGAGGCGGGGAUGAAGCGCAGCUUGAUUGGUGUCCCAUGUUCCAUGUGCAACCACCUGAUAGCACGCGGCACUUGCAUCCACAUUGCUAGCCCAUUAUGGGAAUUGGUAAUUGAGGCCUCCUCCACAGCAAUCAUCACCGCAUCAUCAUCCAUCGUUGCUGAAUGCUGCUGUCGUCUCAGCACUUCUUUUUCUCCCCCCU
Messenger RNA from Zea mays, 2012 nucleotides. RefSeq names its product MKK4 - putative MAPKK. The record is from RefSeq and is marked validated. Gene Ontology annotation, biological process: protein phosphorylation. NCBI's taxonomy places the organism in Eukaryota, Viridiplantae, Streptophyta, Magnoliopsida, Poales, Poaceae. Gene Ontology annotation, molecular function: protein serine/threonine kinase activity; ATP binding. Gene Ontology annotation, cellular component: cytoplasm.